Molecule: messenger RNA, 213 nt
Organism: Dovyalis caffra
Lineage: Eukaryota; Viridiplantae; Streptophyta; Magnoliopsida; Malpighiales; Salicaceae
Source: the annotation of a GenBank genome assembly
AUGGACUGCUCUUCGCAGAGGAUGACUCGGCAUGCCAUUCCAAUUCAUGGACUUUGUGUGAGGGUACUCGAUUCAAAAAGUUUUGUCGGAACAGCCACUACUCUUGCUAGAAUUGCCCAAAGCACAUACCAGCAUGGAGAUGGCCAUGGAGCACCAGAUAGCAAAUCCAAGAAAACGAAUUUAGCUGUUUCUCCUCUUGCUAAAUCUGCCUGA